Messenger RNA from Tachysurus fulvidraco (yellow catfish), 3070 nucleotides. It is a transcript of the gene bend3, whose product is annotated as BEN domain containing 3. NCBI's taxonomy places the organism in Eukaryota, Metazoa, Chordata, Actinopteri, Siluriformes, Bagridae. Gene Ontology annotation, cellular component: heterochromatin. The record is from RefSeq and is a predicted model, not a curated record. Gene Ontology annotation, molecular function: DNA binding. The coding region runs from base 51 to 2657 and encodes 868 amino acids. Gene Ontology annotation, biological process: rDNA heterochromatin formation. The transcript has 4 exons.
AGCCGUAACCCACUUUUCCCACAGUCCACAGUGCGCGUGCAGCUGCGGAAAUGACACAGCACCGACAAAAGCGUCACGUCACGCGCGGCCACGGGACACCGAGACACGGAGAGGCAGAAAUCACGCGUGGAGCGAACGCAUGGACACGCAAACGCUCGCGUGAGGAAUCGCACGGCGCCGUGGAGCCGCGAGACGCGCAAGUCGGGGAAAUGAGCUCACCUGAGUGUGGCAUUAAAUUGGACGGACUUGAUAAAGAGGUUAAGGUGGAGAAGAACCCAGAUGACAUUUCAAAUGUGGAUACGAAACAGAAUUUGGAGGACAAGUCUGUGGACUGCUUCACUCAGCGGAUCGCUAAGAGAUGCGCGUCACGCGGCUCGGACGCCAUUUCCUCAGAGCAGAGCCAGUCGACCGGCAGGAAGAAGGCCAAGGUAACUUUAGAGGCUGGUGAACUUGUCCAAGACAGUGGCUCAGAGGAAACAUCCAGAUCCCCGCAGGACAGAAGCAUAUCGUCAUACAGGAAGCCUUUAUAUGGCAUUUCCCAUCGUAUCUCAGAGAAAAAGGCAACAUCCAGCACGGAGCCACAUGAAGCCGGGGUCCGGGUUAGUCGUAACGGAAUCCUGUUCCCGAAGUUAGACAGCCUGGGUCACCUGCGGUCUGAUGUUGCUUCGUCUUCCAGGUCGUCUACAUCUCCAGGAGCUUCCGAUUCUCAUCUGUAUUCACUUUUCGAAAAGAUGUUCUUCAUUCUCAACAGUCUGAACUCCAGCAUGACUCAGCUGCAUAGCAAGGUGGACCUUCUGUCCCUAGAAGUGACGCGCAUCAAAAAGCAGAUCAAGCCUUCAGAGAUGCCGAUGGAAUUCCAGCCUCCGCCGGAAUACCAGCUGACCAGAGAGGAAUUGGGUCAGUUGAUGGAGCAAACCUCUGCAGCUGGUGAGCUGGGCUGCAGGUUGCUAGUCCAGCUCUUCCCAGAGCUCUUCACAGCUAAAGAAUGCGCGCACGGCUGCCGAGCUUGCGGCAUCGUCAGCAGACCCGUGCUGGAUUCUUUGCACAUUCAACUCGUACGCAACUACGUGGAGUCCUGCUACCCACUGGUCAAGAACGGGAACGCUUGGCAGAACGAGUGCCUGCCUCAGAUAAAUGACUUUUUUAACCAUUUCUGGGCUCAGAAGGAUAUGGAGAGCGGGCAGGUUUGUGGGAAGCGGACCGCUUUUGAUGUGGACCAAAACCACGGCUGCCUUUUCAUCAACGAAGACGGACAAGACGAGAGACUUUCCCUGGAUUCUGGAGAAAACCCCACCAUCAACGAUAGCCACUUCAGCCACGUCAAAUCAGAUCUGGGGUUUGAUAGCCAAGAAAGCGGAGAGAAUCCCGAUGACAUCACGUCGGCCGAGGAGUUCGUCGUAUUCCUUUUGAACAGACUCUUUCCCGAAGUGUUUGAAGAGGGGAGGAUUCCCGAGGGUCACCGGACCGUCGGGGAGCUGAUAGUCAAUUCGGAUAGACUGGAGAUUAUCCGCAAAUAUAUGGAGGCAAAUUUUCCAGAAAUGCCCGAAGACACAUGGCUGCAGUUGUGUGUGCAGCGAAUGGAGGAAGCACUUGAGAAUGUUUCUUCCAAUGGUGGUGAUCAGGAAAACCUCUCGGAGGAGAUCUAUAAUCCCAUCUCUCUUCCUGACGAUGUCUCAAUUGUGAAGAUCAGCGAUUUUUCCGACUAUGAUAAGUGUAAUCGGAGAUCGAAAAGGUUGUUGCUGGAACCUGUUGACUUUAACAAAAUGGACGUUCCUCAUCCAGACUUUGAAGUUCCACAAGAGUACCUACUCACGAAGGAGCAGCUGAGGAGCAUCUACAAUAGCAGCUUGUCCAUCGGGAACUUUGCCUCCCGUCUCUUGGUCCUCAUGUUUCCCGAACUGUUCACGCAAGAUAACACCCGCAAGCACUAUAACUGCAGCGGAUCGCUGGGAAAAAAGCAGCUGGAUCCCGUCCGGAUCAAUCUCAUCCGCCAUUACGUUCAACUGCUCUACCCUCGAGCCAAAAACGACCGAGUCUGGACCCUUGAGUUUGUAGGGAAGCUGGAUGAAAGAUGUAGGCGCAGAGACACAGAGCAGCGUCGCUCCUACCAGCAACAGCGGAAAAUCUACACCUCGGAUCAAGAUCUCGACCUCGGGGACUUUGUGUGCGCAAGCCAAAUCCCCUCGGAUCGUCCUAAAGACGACUUGGAAGUGCCCUCGCUGCCACCUGAAAAAAGUAGCAAAGAUUUUUGUAAGAUUCCUCUGGAAGAUCUUAAGAUUUCCGCCCCAGACUUCCCAGUGCCUUCGUCGUACUUGCUCACGGACUCUGAGGUCAGAGAGAUCGUUCAGCAGAGCCUGUCGGUCGGGAAUUUCGCCGCCAGACUUCUCGUCCGUCUCUUUCCUGAACUCUUUACGCAUGAGAAUCUGAGGCUUCAGUACAAUCACUCGGGUGCCUGCAACAAGAAACAGCUGGACCCCGUGCGACUUCGACUCAUCCGCCAUUACGUAGAGGCGGUGUAUCCGGCAGAGAAGAUGGAGGAAGUGUGGCACUACGAGUGCGUUCCCAGCAUCGACGAGCGCUGCAGGCGCCCCAAUCGCAAGAAGUGUGACAUCCUGAAAAAGGCCAAGAGAUCCAACAGCACCCUGACGUGUUCCUAACGUGUACUGACAAAAACGUAACUUUUGCACAAGACCACGAGCACAAGCUGUAAAGAAGAUGCUGGAGCGUAGAACCUUGUUUGAGACGUAGCUACAACGUUAACAGUGAAGCUAAUUAAUACUGACGUGAUCAACAGAUUAGUAAUAAUAUUAAAAUGCCAAGCUAUCGGGUUUCUAACUUUUAGCAGAUAAGCUAUCGUAGCCGUAGAGAAGCGGAAAGAAUUUAAUCUUUAGUUACGAGUCACUUUAGUAAAGGCAGAGAGAUAUGAAUAUAUAUAUAUAUUGUUUUUAAUUCAUUCUAACGUUGCAGCCCCGGUGUUUUUUCUAACUUUAUGUCCUAGCUGCAGUGAAUACUAAAAUAUAGAAGCAGAUCGAUAACUAUUUUUAAAUAAAAGUUCGUGUUUCAUCAGAAA